CCGGCGACGGGAUCAGCAUGACGUAUAAUCCCGUGGACGGCACUCUUCUACAACAACAUCUAGUCAGCCACCUCGGUAGCUUCCUAGCCGAUACAUUCAAGCUGUUCAGACUGCUUCGGUGUAUAUUUUCCUCUGUAUUUUAAGCAUAAUUCUGUCAUAUAACUAGUUUCCCAAUUUAAUGUCAUAUUUCCGUUUCGUCAGGUAACGGUAGCUGGCUUGAUAAAUUAGCAUAUUAACUAGCUAGGUUAGCUGGCUAACUGGCUAACUAGCUAGGUUAGCUGGCUAACUAGCUGGCUAACUAGCUGGCUAACUAGCUAGGUUAGCUGGCUAACAUCACCGACCAUGGGGUCUCUAAACUACCCCCCUCCUGUUAAAGAAGAGGGUGUCUGCUGGACGGAGAAAGAAGCUCUGGGGCUGAACAUUGUUGUGAAAGAGGAGAAGGAAGAAGAGGAUGAUGUGACAGUAAAACAAGAAGUAGAGGUUGAGGCUGUUACAGUGAAAGAAGAGGAAGACGCGCUCAGAGUGAAAGAGGAGGAGGAUGCAAUUUUUGGAGUGAAAGAGGAGGAAGGGGAGAUGACUGUCACAUUGAAAGAGGAGAAUGAAGAACAGGAGGAGGAGACAGGUGAUCUGAUUAAAACCAGAGAGAGACCAGACUCUGACAGCGGGAAGAGUUCCUCAGAGGAAACAGACCUGGAGACGCCUAACCAACACCACUGCUCCCACUGUGGAAAGAGUUUUAGGUGGUUUGGGAGCCUGAAAAUGCAUGAGAGAAUACAUACAGGAGAAAAGCCCUACCACUGUUCCCACUGUGGAAAGAAUUUUACUCAGUUCGGGGCCCUGGUUGGGCAUGAGAAAACACACAGGAGAGAAGCCUUAUCACUGCUCCCACUGUGGAAAGAGUUUUAGGUGGUUAUGGGUCCUGAAAAAGCAUGAGAGAAUACACACUGGAGAGAAGCCUUAUCAUUGUUCUCACUGUGGGA
This is a messenger RNA of Oncorhynchus tshawytscha (Chinook salmon), 980 nucleotides long. Its product is annotated as zinc finger protein 530-like. Gene Ontology annotation, biological process: regulation of transcription by RNA polymerase II. The transcript has 2 exons. The coding region runs from base 343 to 906 and encodes 187 amino acids. Gene Ontology annotation, molecular function: DNA-binding transcription factor activity, RNA polymerase II-specific; RNA polymerase II cis-regulatory region sequence-specific DNA binding. Lineage: Eukaryota; Metazoa; Chordata; Actinopteri; Salmoniformes; Salmonidae. Gene Ontology annotation, cellular component: nucleus. The record is from RefSeq and is a predicted model, not a curated record.